AUGGCUACUGCGAGAACGGCAAACCCAUCACUGAUGAUUGGUUUGAACAAAACGGCAAAUGGGCAGCUCAAGGGGCAGGCCAAGCCAGCUGGGAAGCAGUCAGGACCCCUUUCAACUGCUCAACAGCCAGGUUUCCCCCAGAUAAGAACCGGUAUUCCUCAGAGCAGCGGAGGCAUCAAGUUUGGUGAUGACUGGAGGAACUGCCUGGAGCUUCCACCAAAAGACAACAGAGUGAAAACUUCGGAUGUGACAUCAACCAAAGGAAAUGAAUUUGAAGACUACUGCCUAAAGAGAGAGCUUCUAAUGGGGAUCUUUGAAAUGGGUUGGGAGAAACCCUCCCCUAUUCAGGAGGAAAGCAUCCCCAUUGCACUUUCAGGGAGAGAUAUUUUGGCUCGGGCCAAGAACGGUACUGGAAAAAGUGGAGCCUACCUCAUCCCUCUCCUGGAGAGGAUAGACCUGAAGAAAGAUCACAUACAGGCCAUAGUAAUGGUACCAACAAGAGAACUGGCCCUGCAGAUGAGCCAGAUCAGUAUUCAGCUAAGCAAGCACCUGGGAGGGGUCAAAGUUAUGGCAACCACAGGUGGAACCAACUUGAGGGAUGAUAUUUUGCGCCUUGAUGAGACGGGUAAUGCUGAUAAUUAUCUUAUUCAUGUAGUGAUUGCAACACCAGGCAGAAUACUCGACCUGAUCAAGAAGGGUGUUGCAAAAGUGAAUAAGACCCAAAUGAUAGUGAUGGAUGAAGUGGGUUUAAUAAACGCAGACAAACUGCUGUCUCAGGACUUUGUGGUCCUGAUUGAAGAUAUUAUCAGCUUCUUACCAAAGGAUCGUCAGGUUCUGCUUUACUCUGCCACGUUCCCCACUAGCGUGCAGAAGUUCAUGAACAAGCACCUGCAGAAGCCUUAUGAAAUCAACCUGAUGGAGGAGCUGACGCUGAAGGGCAUUACUCAGUACUAUGCCUAUGUCACUGAAAGGCAGAAAGUCCACUGUCUCAACACACUUUUUUCCAGGCUCCAGAUCAAUCAGUCGAUAAUCUUCUGUAACUCCACUCAAAGAGUGGAGCUUCUGGCAAGGAAAAUAACACAGCUGGGCUACUCAUGCUUCUACAUUCAUGCAAAGAUGAUGCAAGAGUACAGGAAUCGUGUCUUCCAUGACUUCAGAAAUGGUCUGUGCAGAAACCUUGUCUGCACAGACUUGUUCACUCGGGGAAUUGAUAUCCAGGCAGUAAAUGUCGUCAUCAAUUUUGACUUCCCCAAAAAUGCCGAGACAUACCUGCAUCGUAUCGGCCGAUCAGGACGCUUUGGUCACCUGGGUCUGGCCAUCAAUCUGAUAACUUCAGACGAUCGCUACAACCUGAAGACCAUCGAGGACCAGCUGGUUACUGACAUAAAGCCCAUCCCCAGCAGCAUCGACAAGAGCCUGUAUGUGGCAGAGUUUCACUCCGUGGACCCAGAUGGUUAUGAUGAAGAAGGGUGUGCAAAAACUAAGGACAUGGGAGCAUCCUGA
Messenger RNA from Menidia menidia (Atlantic silverside), 1503 nucleotides. Lineage: Eukaryota; Metazoa; Chordata; Actinopteri; Atheriniformes; Atherinopsidae. The record is from the annotation of a GenBank genome assembly.